CUCCCACCAUGCCUAAUUCUGUUUCAAGGCGAGAAUUACGAUGUCGCCAUUGUGCGCGACAAUUUUCUAGUCCAAGUCAUUUACGACGACACGAGGCGACCCACUCUUCUAAAAGACCUGCCGUAUGUACAUUCUGUGACCGCCGGUUUGUGCGAAGUGACGUCCUGCUUCGUCAUUCGAAAACCUGUAAACAGAAAGACGACCGUCCACUUGGACCGGUAAAACGCGGCAGGAAGCGCAAAGCUUGCGAUACAUGCGCACUCGGACGUGUGGCUUGUGAUGGGGAUUCCCCUUGUGAGACUUGUCUGUUUAAGGGUCUUGAUUGCUUAUACAGUUGCGUAGAGCAACUGCAAGAGACCAGCCAAGGCACCUAUGAUCAGGGAACCUCCGAAUUACACCCGCCAGACCACACAAGUCAUAAAUCAUGCGUGGAAACUCGUCAACGCUCUCAGCGGCGAAUCUCAAUCUCUUUCCUUCUCAACUGUCCCCACGACUUUCACCGACUAUUAGCAGAGCAACACGAGGAUAAUCUUUUCGGGCCCACGAGCCCGUCAGGCCAUUUCACAGAAACAUGGCCAAUCCUAUUUCAAGAUUUUAUAAAUCCGUCUGCGUUAGACACUACUUCUCAACAUUCCGGCCUGUUAUACGGACUAGACGACUAUUUGAGUUUGUCAAGAACAAGCGACGAGCUGUUUCGUUGUUUCGACCAGGCUCCUCUCACAUGCGCUCAGGACAUAGAGUCUUACCGCACGAGAACCCGUGCAUUUGUCUCGGAGACCAAUAUCAUGCGCUUCGUGGAUGCAUUUUUCCAAUAUGCAUAUAGCAGCAAUCCAUUCAUCCAUAACGCCUAUUUCAACGUCAAUACUGCGUCGCGGUAUCUCGUCCUGGCUGUACUACUCUUCGGCUUGACUUAUGCUUCCCGCGAGAAUACUUCAGAUUACAAUGAGUAUUUUGAUGUUGUUGAGUUUCUUGUCUUUGAGGGACCUGAGUUUCAGCAGCUUUUACGACAGAGGGAACAUCCAGUCAUUGCUAAGGAAACCAUACAACUAAUUCAAGCGGCAAUACUCAUGAUAGAGCUACAGGGCUCACAUUCUAAUGUGGAAAUAAAGAGACGAAUUCGAUUCCAGAGGCUGCCGACCUUGAUACUUGUGGUACGACUGUUGAAUCUCACAAAGGUGGUCAAUGAUAUCGUUCCCGAUGGCCACAUCACCACUUUGGAGGAAUAUUUGCACAAAGAGACCCUUGUGAGGCUCACGGCGUGGGUUUAUCUCCUUGACGCUCAUUGCGUCAUCUUCUACCACUCGCCUUCUCAGCUCAGACUCUUUGAAGCACGGUUCGGUCUGCCAAUGCACGACGCUAUAUUCGACGCGAUCAACCCAGCUGAAGCAGAUGUUAUUGUAAAGAAGACAUCCCAAGCUGCACCACUGACUCUUCGAUCGGUAGUGCAACGAUUAAUGGAUGAUAAGCCAUUCGAUCUGGAAGGGGAGGAACUGCAGAUUGACAGUCUCUUUGGGCUUUUCCUUAUCUUGAGUGCACUUCACUGCGUUUUAUUUGACCUCCAAGCACUGGUGCCCAUCAUCAAUACCCCCGAAACUUUGAAACCUGUGGAGCGUGCUUUGGACAGAUGGAAGCUGAUAUGGGACUCGAAAUAUACAGAACAUCAUCUCUCAUCGAUGGGCCCAUCGGGGUUUAUGGUUUAUGCGUUGGAGUUCUGGUGGCUAGCUAAAAAGCUGGUAAAACACCCACAGAUCUUUAGCAUGAGGGAUGAAGUUGCAGCGGACUCGAUAGAGGCUUUUCAUGAGAUGGUUAAGAGUUUGAAAACAGCGCAGGCGGACUAAAAUAUCUCGCCUGUUCACGUUUAGUGGUUUGAGAGGUACUACACUAAAGUGUGCCCGGUUUGUCAAAAGUCGCCGUAAAGGCUUCUAGAAUAUUUUCAACGCAAGAUAAUUGAUCGCAAAGGCAUUGAAGGGCUUUAUUUUCGUUCUUAACCGAU
Messenger RNA from Penicillium brasilianum, 1993 nucleotides. The record is from the annotation of a GenBank genome assembly. NCBI's taxonomy places the organism in Eukaryota, Fungi, Ascomycota, Eurotiomycetes, Eurotiales, Aspergillaceae.